Messenger RNA from Anarrhichthys ocellatus (wolf-eel), 1407 nucleotides. RefSeq names its product kinesin-like protein KIF26B. The record is from RefSeq and is a predicted model, not a curated record. The coding region runs from base 1033 to 1404 and encodes 123 amino acids. The transcript is spliced from 3 exons. Gene Ontology annotation, biological process: microtubule-based movement. NCBI's taxonomy places the organism in Eukaryota, Metazoa, Chordata, Actinopteri, Perciformes, Anarhichadidae. Gene Ontology annotation, molecular function: ATP binding; microtubule motor activity; microtubule binding.
GAAGAAGUUCAGAGGAAACAAAGAAGAGAGGAGGAAAGUGAAGGAUGGAGGUGAGAAGGAGGAGUGAAUAGGGAAUUAGAUGUGAGGUUUGCAGGCGGAGGUUUGGUGCAGCGUUUGGCUGAAAGACGCAGUCGGACGAUGGACGACCAGAACCUCCUCAUGCCUCUGCAGGACCUCCUCACCGACCAGUCCAGCAGACGUCAGCUCAGAGAUGAACCACGAGAAGUUUACUGGACAAACUGAAACCUGUUGGACUCUUCUGAAUGUCUGAGACGAUGACGAUGAUGAUGAUGAUGAUGAUGAACGGAUGUUUGAAGGAUACAUUUGGACGUUUUUCUGAUGACGGACAAAGUGACAAACUUUCCUUAAACCACCUUAAAUAAGUGAAACUAUUUACUGAUAUGUGAACGUUUAGUAGAUUAAUUUGUACCGUCAGUCAGAUUUGAUCUGAAGAGAACUUGGUUCUAUACAAGAGAAUAGAAGACGGACAGUUUGAAUAUUUCAAGAACACAUUUGACUCCCUGAGGACUUUGGUGAUGGACCAAAGUUACUGAUGAUUGGAGGUCAGUUUACAGAUAUUUAGAGAUACUCUUAACGUUGGAUGAGGACUUUGUCAGGACUUAUCCUUCAUCGGGACACAUCUGGAUCAACAGAGGGUUUCCUGCAAAAGUAGAAGACGUGAUUGAACCAAACACACAUCAGAAUCUGAGCUUCCAUUGGAUUGUGGAUCAGAUUCCUGGAGUUGAACAUCUGAUCCAAACCUCUUUGAAAAGUCUUCAUAUUUAUAUUUACUGGACACUUGUAUCGUCUGAGUCUUUUCCGGAUGAUUCUCUUGCUGCCAUGAUUCACCACCGGACACACCUUUCAUGGUUCCUGUUGGUUCCUGUUGGUUCCCCCUUCCUGUCGGAUUAAAUCUGGUUCUUCAUGAUGGCGAAUGAGAAGGAGAACACGUCUGAUUCCAGGAGAAGAACUGUGAGAUAAUGGACUGGAAGGAACUGUGAGGCAGCUCAGAAGCUCAGUUUGUCCCGCAGGAUGAAGUCCCUGUUAGGCCCCGCCCCCUCUCUCUAUGGGGGGGGGUUCAGUGGAGCCCUGCAGGUCUCACCGCCCCCCGUCCCACCAUGUCUCCUCCGGGCCGGGUCAAAGGUCAAGGAUGCACCGGGGAUGGGGAAGGUCCGAGUGAUGGUCCGGAUCUGCUCGGUCCACAGCAGCGAGUCCUCAGAGUCCGUGUCCCUCCUCAAAGUGGACGUCAGGAAGAAGCUGCUGACUCUCAGCGAGAUGCCGACCGGCGGACAAAUUGCCGGCGCCCAGAGACGGUCCUCCGCCUCGGGUCCAAAGACCUUCACCUUCGACGCCAUCUUCUCCCAGAAUGCAUCACAGGUGAGACGUGAUCAACGACACCUUUGAUAU